Molecule: messenger RNA, 495 nt
Organism: Penicillium crustosum
Lineage: Eukaryota; Fungi; Ascomycota; Eurotiomycetes; Eurotiales; Aspergillaceae
Product: cycloheximide resistance protein
Exons: 3
Coding region: 1-495 (164 amino acids)
Source: RefSeq, a predicted model, not a curated record
AUGUCAGCGUUCAGCGUUCGAGAUGCGCCGUUCGGCCAAUUCUGUCGAUUAGUUCUCGGUCCCCAAGUUUUUCUUUACCCCAAUGAGAAGGCUGGAUUCCACUAUCAAGCGCCGGAAGAAAGACCAUUUGAAGUACUUACCCCUCACGCGAACAGUAGCUCUACAGACACGGAUGCCGACGUGGAGAAAGCUGAGCCUGUAUCAUCGCCAGACCAGUCAAAGACUGAUUGCCAGACUGUCAAUAGUGUACUGUGGAUCCGCAAUCAUUACUCCAGCUCAACCAACUUUCGUGGAGGUGUUCGGUGUGAACACUCAAGAAUCGUCUUUGGCACUUUCGAUGGUAUUGGGCCAUUGCCUUUUAGCCCUUUGUCGGAAGUACCUGCAGUUGGAUGGAAUAUCCCGUACUUCGUUUCGUUUACGCUCUUCAUAGUUAUCAUCGCCGUGACCUCUCGCGUGUCGAACUUCGCAGGAUUGGUUGUCUUGUGGUUGAUUUAG